CUUUUUCUAUCCAAUUUCUCUUCCCAAUCCAAACAAUGGCUUCCUUUUUUCUUCGCCGCAACCGCAAUCUAUUCGCUCGCUCUCUACUCGGUAAUACGGAGCAUUUUCCUCUGUACUUUCAGUUCAAGUUUCAAACUUUAGGUGGUGCUGCAAACAAGGUACAUCCAUAUAGCAGCCGUAAUGGUCCCAUCAGAAGUGAUUUUACUGACUUGACUUGCCCUCAUACAUGGUAUCCACAGGCCCGAAAGAAACGUCGCAGGGUUAUCCUGCAUGUUGGUCCAACAAAUAGCGGCAAAACGUAUCAUGCUCUGAAGCAACUUGAGUCAAGUGCUUCGGGUGUAUAUUGCGGUCCUUUGAGAUUGUUGGCAUGGGAGAUAGCAAAACGGUUGAACAAGGCCCAAGUUCCUUGUGAUCUCAUUACGGGUCAGGAAAGAGAGGAAGUUGAUGGUGCAAAUCAUAAGGCUGUUACAGUUGAAAUGGCUGAUGUAUCAGCUGAUUAUCAAUGUGCUGUUAUUGAUGAAAUUCAGAUGAUAGGGUGUAGUACAAGGGGAUAUUCGUUUACACGGGCUUUAUUAGGAAUUGCUGCUGAUGAACUUCACCUUUGUGGUGAUCCAGCUGCUGUUCCCCUUAUUCAGGAGAUACUGAAAAUUACUGGCGAUGAAGUUGAGGUUCAAUCUUACGAAAGAUUGUCACCUUUAGUCCCCCUGAAUGUUCCUCUUGGAUCUUUCUCUGAUGUAAGAAAUGGUGAUUGCAUUGUAACAUUUUCACGUCAGCAGAUAUACAAAUUGAAGAAGAGAAUUGAGAAAGAAGGAAAGCAUCUAUGUUCAGUAGUUUAUGGUUCACUGCCACCGGAGACUCGAACAAGGCAGGCAAGCAUGUUCAAUGAUGCAAGUAGUGAGUUUGAUGUUCUUGUGGCCAGUGAUGCCAUUGGAAUGGGUCUUAAUCUAAACAUCUCUAGGAUCAUAUUUUCAACCAUGAAGAAGUUUGAUGGUUUUGAGAUGCGGGAGCUGACUGUACCUGAGAUCAAACAGAUUGCAGGGAGAGCUGGUAGAUAUGGGUCAAAUUUUCCUCUAGGAGAAGUAACGUGCAUGGAUGAAAAAGAUCUACCCUUGCUCCAUUCAUCAUUGAAUUCUCCAUCACCCACUUUAGAGCGUGCUGGCUUACUUCCUACCUUUGAUCUGAUGUAUAUGUAUUCACGAUUACACCCAAGAAAUGGUUUCUAUCAAAUACUGGCACAUUUUCUUGACAAUGCAAAAUUAUCUGAAAAUUAUUUCAUUGUUAAUUGUGAACAAUUACUGAAAGUGGCUGCUGUUAUUGAUGAGCUUCCCCUUGGAUUACAUGAGAAAUACCUUUUCUGUAUCAGUCCAGCUGACAUGGAUGAUGAGAUUUCAUCUCAAGGCCUGACACAGUUUGCAGAUAAUUAUGCAAAGAAAGGCCUUGUUCGGCUUCGUGAAAUAUUUACGCCAGGGUCACUCAAAGUGCCCAAGACGCCUGCUGCUCUUAAAGAGCUAGAAUCCAUUCACAAGGUCUUGGAUCUGUAUGUUUGGUUGAGCUUUCGGUUGGAAGACUCUUUCCCAGACCGUGUGCUGGCUUCAUCCCAAAAGACUAUUUGCAGCAUGUUGAUUGAGGAAUUCCUAGAAAGACUCGGGUGGCAGAAGCCAAUGGCUAGAAGGUUGCCUGCGCAUAAAAUUUCAAGUUCUCUAUUAUCCCAACACAUAAGACAACACCUCUGAGCGCAUGGUUGGAUAUGCAUUUCAAACAACCGAUCUGCAUCUGGCCUGAAGGACUCUCAGUUGCUUCUUCGUCUUUUUUGAAUUUGAUGUGAAAAUAACAAAGAAUGUGAGUUCAUAAACACUGCAAGUCCACUCCCGUGCCAGUGCUACAAUCCCGUUGAGCAUUUUACAAGGUUCACUAACAAGAUCGAAUAUGUUGUACAUUUCUAGGUUAUUUCCUACCUUUUUAUACCUCUUGUUUUUUAUUUAUUUAUUUAUUUUUAUCAGGACAUGUUUGUAAACAUUAUAUAAUUCUUCAUCUAAAUGGUGAAAAAAAAUGAUAAUGAACUAGUCUGGUUCAAUUUUUAAAGCAACGAUUAUUACAUCCCAAA
Cajanus cajan (pigeon pea) is the source of this 2104-nucleotide messenger RNA. RefSeq names its product ATP-dependent RNA helicase (gene ATSUV3). Gene Ontology annotation, biological process: mitochondrial RNA 3'-end processing. Lineage: Eukaryota; Viridiplantae; Streptophyta; Magnoliopsida; Fabales; Fabaceae. The record is from RefSeq and is a predicted model, not a curated record. Gene Ontology annotation, molecular function: hydrolase activity, acting on acid anhydrides; ATP binding; RNA helicase activity. Gene Ontology annotation, cellular component: mitochondrial degradosome.